AUGAAGAAAAUAAAUUUUUUGCUUAGGAAGUGCAAGAGCUUGUCAAGGCAGCUAGGGAGAUCUUCAUCAUACAGUAGCCUAAGGUCCAAAUCCACAAGAGAAGAUUUAUGGGUUGGCCAUGGAGACAAAAUGCAUGAAAUUGAUCAUCACCACCAAACUAUAAUCUUUGUGGGAAGCACAAGAAAGCGCUAUGUCAUUAGUUCCAAGUACCUCAACCAUCCUCUGUUGAAUGCUUUAAUUGACAAGUCCUCAAAGCAAAAGCAAGGAGGAGAAGCAGAAGAUAUCUUGGUCAACUGUGAGGUGGUUCUCUUUGACCACUUGAUAUGGAUGCUAGAGAAUGCUGCUGAUCCAAGCUUUGGUGCUUCAGAGUCCUUGGAGGAACUGGCUGCUCUCUAUGUGUUCUGA
Messenger RNA from Prunus armeniaca (apricot), 405 nucleotides. NCBI's taxonomy places the organism in Eukaryota, Viridiplantae, Streptophyta, Magnoliopsida, Rosales, Rosaceae. The record is from the annotation of a GenBank genome assembly.